AUGUCGUCUGCAUGCGAUUCAUCAUUACUCCGUAUUAGCAUUAUCAUGAGAAAUACAUUUAGUAUCGUUUCCAGCAUGGAUUCUGACUUAGAGGCGUUCAGCCAUUAUCCAGCAAAUGGUAGCUUCGCGGCAUUGGCCUUUCAACCAGCCGCAAAUACCAAUUAUUUGAAUGAAGGGUUCCUCUCGUACUGA
This is a messenger RNA of Phycomyces blakesleeanus NRRL 1555(-), 192 nucleotides long. RefSeq lists its product as hypothetical. The coding region runs from base 1 to 192 and encodes 63 amino acids. The record is from RefSeq and is a predicted model, not a curated record. Lineage: Eukaryota; Fungi; Mucoromycota; Mucoromycetes; Mucorales; Phycomycetaceae. The transcript has 2 exons.